Molecule: messenger RNA, 849 nt
Organism: Arabidopsis thaliana (thale cress)
Lineage: Eukaryota; Viridiplantae; Streptophyta; Magnoliopsida; Brassicales; Brassicaceae
Product: SNARE-like superfamily protein
Exons: 4
Coding region: 128-559 (143 amino acids)
Biological process (GO): protein transport
Cellular component (GO): endomembrane system; cytoplasm; Golgi apparatus
Source: RefSeq, marked reviewed
CCGAUGACGUGUCCUAACUCCCAAGUAGAAGAAGAAGAAGAAGUAAAAAAAAAAAAAAAAAGAUCUGAAAGAAAUAAAAAACGAAUCGGAAGAGAGAGAGAGAGAGAGAGAUUGGAGCUAGUUGGAGAUGGGAAUAAGGUUCAUAUUGAUGGUGAACAAGCAAGGCCAGACUCGUCUUGCUCAGUACUACGAAUGGCUCACUCUCGAGGAACGUCGCGCUCUCGAAGGCGAAAUCGUCCGUAAAUGCCUCGCUCGCAACGACCAACAGUGUUCGUUUGUCGAGCAUCGCAACUACAAGAUAGUCUACAGGCGUUACGCAUCUCUCUUCUUCAUGGUUGGGGUUGAUGACGAUGAAAACGAGCUGGCGAUUCUAGAGUUCAUACAUCUUUUGGUCGAGACAAUGGACAAGCAUUUUGGAAAUGUGUGUGAGCUAGACAUAAUGUUCCAUCUGGAGAAAGCUCAUUUCAUGCUGGAAGAAAUGGUGAUGAAUGGUUGCAUUGUGGAGACAAGCAAAGCCAACAUACUUUCACCUAUACAACUUAUGGACAAAGCCCAUUAAUGCUAAACACCCUGUUUCUAUUUCUGUUAAUCCGUUUCAUCACUUUGUUACACACUUCUUCUUGUAUUAUUAUUAACGAUGCUUCAAAGAGAGGAUAAUACAAAAGAAGCAGGAAAUCGAAAAGUACCAAUUGGGAGUACAAUUCACAAGAACCCGAUGAUAAUAAGGAUAGUUACAUUGUCUAGCCAUUACAUCCGCACAUAGGUCUGUUUGUCGACUUCUUGAAAAAAACGAAUGGCUGAAAAGUGUCUUCUUGGAUUCCUUAAGAUCUCUUUUGUGUAUGUUUUCAG